Messenger RNA from Misgurnus anguillicaudatus (oriental weatherfish), 3912 nucleotides. It is a transcript of the gene tmem132a, whose product is annotated as transmembrane protein 132A. NCBI's taxonomy places the organism in Eukaryota, Metazoa, Chordata, Actinopteri, Cypriniformes, Cobitidae. The record is from RefSeq and is a predicted model, not a curated record.
UAUGGAGGUGCUGACUCUGUUUGGACUCCAAAAGAAGUCUAAUACUGUAAGACUGGUUAUCCUUCACUUACUCGUAGUACUUUCCCAAAGUCACAUACCUUCCCCCCCUGUUCUCCCAGUCCGGAUAACCGUACCCUCCCAGUGGCAGUCCUUGCCCCUCUCUCAGGCAGAUUUGGGUCUUCUUUUCACCAACUCCAGCCCGUUUUCUUUCACUCAGUCCCUGUUACUCGUGCCUUCAUCAGGAGCUGCCUCCAAACCUCUUCUCCACGCUGCUUUUGGUUCUUACACCAUCACUCAGAUGAUGUCUGAACCCAUUCCUCCAUUAUCUCCAUCUCUCACUGCAUCACUCCUUUCUAAAACUGUUGUGAAAGAGAUUGAUGGUGAACAAGGAGACAAGUUUAAGGUGCGAGUGCUGUUUCAUAUGAGGGGUGAUCCUAACCAGGGCACGUGUGUUACCCUUCAUGCUUUCAAACAGACUGAAGAGCAGAAAGCCUCCUGCAUCACUCAGCCACCUUUUGGCCUGUGUGUGGUUACUCUGACGCUUCCAGAUGAUUGGUUAGAGACUAACCAGAACGUUGAGCCAAACCUGGACCAAACUUACCAGCAAAGUCACUUAAGCAGACACCGUUCUCGAAAGCGUGGAAAGCGGCAUCAAUAUACAGCAAGAGGAAUCAGGGCCAAAUCUGGUAUCGAGCUUAAUAAAAUUCAUCUUUACUAUUCCUCCUCCUUCGGCAUUGCAUUGAACCCCAAAGUUGGACUGCAUCGGUCAGAGACGCAGCUGCACUACAUCGGACCUGUGGGACUUGAAGAAGAGAGGAAAGAGACAAACAAGACCAAGCAGAGCUGUGCAUGUUUAGAUGGACAAGCGGAAGAGAAACUAUGGCUGGAUUCCAAUGUGCUGAUUCUCUAUAGCAAAGGUCCAAUACAUGUGGGACGACCAGUCAGAGUCUCAGUAAACCUGAGAGAAACUAUCAAUGGGGAGUCAUUGAUUGUUAGGCUGAAAUUAAAAAAAGGAUUGUUGUCUCUGGACGUCUACCCAGCCACAAACUCCGACCUGUGGACUGUUAACGUAGAGAAGACUACAGGUUCAAAACAUGAUGUUAUAUCCAUCAUAAGCCACAUGACUGGUAGUCUUCCUUAUUAUACUGGGUCUUCUGCUUUGAAUCAGGUAGCGUGUCUCUCUCUUGACGGUUUACACAGAGGCUUUGGAGUAGCAAUGACUGUCACCGCUAGCUGGUGGGUGGAGUAUUUCGGUCGAAAGUCUGCAAUUUUGCCACAAAGGGCAGCCACAAGCUCUUUCUCAUUUAUCGACAGAGAAUUGGUGGGGAUCGCCCCCAUUACAACGAGCAACACUAUUAUCAACACCGCCAUCUUAACAAGUCAGCCUGUGUCACUUCCUGUCAUUGUCCUAGCAGUGGGCCAAGAUGGCAAAGUAAUUGAUGUGACCACCGCCGUGAAGUGUCAAUCAGCCAAUGAAGACAUAAUUAAGGUGUCUCAUGACUGCUCUGUGCUUUUUGUGGACGGGAGUGAAUCAGGAAUAGGCAGCAUUUGUGUGGAGGUGGAGUUUUCUUUGGGAAAAUUCAGUGGCUCUUUGUGCUUGGCUGUGUGGGCUCCUGCGGUUCCUCUCCGUGUGUCUCUCUCCGACCCUGUCCUAAGUCCCAUCAGUGGCUGGAGCUACUACAGUGAGAGCAGGUGCACACCAGUUUAUCAAAGAUCCACCAUACAGAUUUUGGCACGAUUCAGUGCCCAAUCGGGAGCUCAGGGAGGCCAACCGACCUACAUGCUCGGCUCACCUGACUGGUUUGUGGAUGUGACUGAACUUGUUAAGGACUGGCUGAGGAUAGAAAACCCACAUAUUGUGGCUUUUGAUAAGCAGAAGCAUUUGGUCGGCUUAAAGCCUGGAAUUACUUCAAUAUAUGUUAUAUCAAGUCAGUGGGACGGUGUACUUGGAAGUGCUGAUGUUACUGUGACCUCUGAACCCGUCACUGCUGGUGACCUCACUGUUCAGUUGGUGGGAGGGCUUGGCCUGUCCAUUAAUUCCAGCCCAUCUCAUCCCUCCAUUGUCACAGCAACAGUCAAUGCUCACAACACACUUUACAAUCAUGGGCAAGAAGCAUCUAUCAGUGUUUGGAUCCAGUUUUCUGAUGACACCGCCAUAUUGGUGUCUGCCUUUACUGGAAUCCCCUAUUCUCUCCAGCUCUCCUCAUUGGCUGACUCUGUGGUUACCGUGACACCUGUGCCAUUCCAGCGCAUCCUGGCAGAAGGUGAUGGCGGGGGACCUCUCGUAAAAGCCGAGCUGCUGAUCACCACCUGUGAAUCGGUAUCUAACCACAUUGAACUGGAAACUAUCCAAGAAGGAAGUGAAACAAGAAGAUUGGCUAAAGGUUCUGGCUGGAUAAGGGUGAAUCUGAACAUGGACGUCUGGUCAAUAGAAAGCGAGGAAUCCAACUUUGAGAUGUUCGAUGUGACUGAUAUGCUUGUUGACUCUAACAAGAAUCUGUAUGAGGAUUUUGAAGAUGAUGAAAUUACUGGCAAUUCCACCAGUGAUUAUGAUGUUGGUGAUGGAAAUGAUAUGUUGAAAAGAAAUAACUGGGAGCAGGCAGUUCUGAUACCCAACCAUGAAGAGAGUGCAGUGUAUUUCCCUCCUGGGGAAGAGAAAGAGAGAGAAGUGAAAACUGUUGAUAGACAAUUAGAGAUUGGCAUUGGAUCUGUGCUUUCUCUUCUUUUUCUCUCUUUUCUCCUUUUCCUGGUCAGCUGCCUGCCGUGUGUAUUUAAAGAGCAGAGGAACGGAGGAGCACGAGAGGGAAAUGUAAACAACAUUGUGGAAAACGAAGAAACUGUGGAAGAGCUAAAGAGAAAAACAUAAGGUGAAGUGAGAACUGGAAUUGACAGAAUAGAAAGAAAAUGACUUUAUAUUUCAGAAUGUCUUAGGAAAAUGUCCUAAAAAAGUAAAUAAUUAUUUGUAUUUUUACUUAAUAAUCUGAUUCAUUGAUGUACCAAUCAACAAGAGAUAUAAGAAGGCCUACAUAAUUUUUAAUUAUUGUUCAGUAUUGUUUGUUUUUGGAUAUUCUUUGUAAUUUUUGUUAAUAAUGUCUAAAUACAUCAGUUCAAGAAAAAGACUACAUGCGACUACACAAUAUUGAAGUAGAAAUUAAUCUUUUUUUCUUCAAACUCAUGUUAUCUUUUAUUAGAGCAAUCUCUCGGAAUCAAAUUCACACAACAAAAGAAUAUACAUAGAGACGUACUAAAGAUACAUACUAAACCAGACAGCUAUCACUCCCUGGUGGUCUAGUGGUUAGGAUUCGGCGCUCUCACCGCCGCGGCCCGGGUUCGAUUCCCGGUCAGGGAACGAUUCUUUUUUCGUAUUGAAUAUGUUCUGAAUGCAGUUUCCCAGUCCUGUUUCUGGAGGCACAUCAACAAUUCACGUUAUUUUCCGUUAUUUUCCACUCUCUACUAACGAGUGGAUUAAGGUGUGUUGAAACCAUAACGUUAGACUGUAAAAAAUAGGCUAGGUUGAAACAGUUCAAAAAUAUUUAGUGUUGGCAUCCAGGAACUGGGGAAACACUGAUAUAAUAACAUUCCUUAAAUAUUUAAAACGUAGUUAUAUUGGCAAUAAUUUACAAGAGAAACCAACGAUUUUACGUGUGUAGAGUUGUAUUACCGCCAUAAACGCUUCAAAGAUCUGAAAGAAUGCAACCGAAGCGAAAGCAACAGCAGAGUGGCGCAGCGGAAGCGUGCUGGGCCCAUAACCCAGAGGUCGAUGGAUCGAAACCAUCCUCUGCUAAGCAUUUUCUACAAAGCUAAAAUUUUAGUUCGUUUGCACACUUAUUUUACUUGUAAUGUAAAGAUUAUAUUUAAAGCGACCUAACACGACCACGCUCCUCCCAAACUUAAAUAAACGUCAUUUAUUGA